Messenger RNA from Paramecium pentaurelia, 469 nucleotides. The record is from the annotation of a GenBank genome assembly. Lineage: Eukaryota; Ciliophora; Oligohymenophorea; Peniculida; Parameciidae.
AUGAAUUAAUUGAAUAAAGAUUUAAGGCUUUAAAUUUAUUAAGCCAAAUAUUAUUUUUAGUUGAUACAAUAUUUCUUUAUCAGUCAGAUGUUGUUUAAUUGGCAUUAUUAUUUGCCGGUAGUUUUGUAUCGAUAAUAUUAAUUAUAAAUGUAGGAAAGAUAAUUGGGCUAUAAGUGUUCAUUAUAUUAAUUUUUCAAGAAGGAUCAAUAUAGAAAAUCUCAUAAAUAAAUAGCUAGAAUAUAUCAUUAAGUUGUUUAGCAUUUAUAGAAGAUUUUUCUAUUAUUUUUUCAUGAAAAAAUAAAAUUCAAAUAGUGUUGAUUCACAUGGCUCUUUUAUCAACAAUAAUUUUAUUUCUGCUUUUAAAAUUAUCAAAAAAUGCCUUAGCUGUUGCUAUAAUCUAAUUGCUGAAAAAAAAAGAAAAAAAGAAACGAGUAAUCAUCAAAUAUUUUACUUGAUUAAUUUAUCCUGA